AAGCUAACGCAACAUCGUAACGUCUCUCCAAUGAUUCACAAAACCCAACAUCAUCCUCAGCUCCGGCUCACCCUUCCGUAAUCAAUUUUAAAACUUAGGGAAAAUACAACUGGGCCGAUAUCUAUGCUCGUCUCCCAAUCUUCGCUUAAACGAUUCUCAUUUAGCUUUUUCUCCGGCGAAGAUCCUCGCCGGAAAGCGCGAUCGCCGCCGUCUCUUUCUAAUAAUAGCAUCUAUCUAUUUCUUUGUCAGUCUAAUAUCACUCUCAAGGACACACAUUUCUAUCAAAUCUCAUUGUCAGUCGGUUCUUACUUCUUGGCUCUUGCUUCCUCUCCCCCUUUAUUGUUAGUGUUAGCUUUAAAAACCAGCAAGAACAAAACCCAGAGAGAGGGGGAUUGUUUUCUACUGACGGAUGUUGAGUUAUCCAAAAUUGCUUUCUGGGUUUUCUUAGUUUUGUUUCUUGCAGGUUUUCUGGUUUUUUGGAGGUGAUGGAUGGGGAAGAGAGAGGGUGGAGUAGGAUUUGUGAGUAAUUUGGUACAUGGGGGAGGAGAUGUGAGGACUGAGGAACUUCUACGUUUUGUCUGAUGAUGGUGGCUGCUAUUUCUGCCACUGCUUCUACUGGUAACCCCAAAACGUCUGCACAACGGCAAGAGAGUAAUCAGAACAUAGCAAGGCCCCCCUUGUUACCUUCCGAGAGAGAUAAUGGCGUUAAUGCCCGGAGGCCCAAAUCGAGAGAAAUCACUUCCAGGUACCUGUCCCCUUCGACUUCGACAUCAACUUCGACUUCAACUUCAACUUCGUCAUCUUCUUCCAGGCGUUGCCCAUCUCCUUUCGUUUCGAGACCGACCUCUUCCAACACCCAGUUACCGGCGACGGCUCAUUCGAUGAUUAAACGGUCGCAGUCGGUGGAGCGGAGGAGGCCUGCGACUCCUCGGCCGGCUACGGCGUUGCCCGAGUCGAGAACGGGUAAUGCAGCGGAAGUAUCGGUGGCUUCCAAGAUUUUGUUCACUUCGACACGGAGCUUGUCUGUUUCUUUUCAAGGGGAGUCGUUCUCGCUUCCGAUUAGUAAGACGAAGGCGGUUCCAUCGCCGAAUUUGAGCAAUGCGAGGAAGGCUACCCCUGAGCGGAGGAAGGCGACCACGCCAUUGAGAGGCAAGGUCGAUGGUGGCGGAAGUAGAGAUCAGACGGAGAAUUCCAAGCCAGUCGAUCAGCACCGUUGGCCCGCAAGAAACCGGCAAGUGAAUAUUCUGACUAGAAGUCUGGAUUGUACCGAGGAGAAGAAGAAACUGAUUGGAUCUGGGACUGUGGUUCGGGCGCUGCAGCAGUCGAUGAUUGAUGAGGGUCGAAGAGCGUCGUUUGAUGGAAGAUUGCAUCAGGAUACAGGCAAUGCGGAAUUGGUGAAGUCGGUUCAGCGUGCUCUGGAUAUUGGUUAUUCGAAUGGCUCAUCGCUGCCUUCCGAUCUCAAUGCGUCGGAUACGGACAGUGUCUCCUCGGGCAGCACUUCGGGAGGACAGGAAUGCAGUGGGGUUUCUAGAGGACGAAGCGGACCUCGAGGCAUCAGUGUACCCGCAAGGUUUUGGCAGGAGACGAACAACCGGUUGAGGCGUCUGCAAGACCCAGGUUCACCAUUGUCCACCACCACUGCUUCAAGGACAGCAGCUGCUGCCCCACAGAAGCUUAUUCCAUCUAAGAAGUCAUUAAGUGAUUGUCCUAUAUCGUCUCCACGAACAGUCUCAACUGGGAGUCCACGAACAGUCUCAACUGGGAGUGGUAGGGCGCCGGCGUCGCCUCUCCGUGGUCCUGCCAGGCCUGCAUCCCCAAGCAAGCUUAUGACACCAUCGACUUCUUCUCCCUCAAGGGGCAUGCCCAGUCCAUCUCGAACAAGGAAUGCAGCGGCAGCAAGCUCCUUGAGCAGUUCGGGCAACAUGCCUUCCAUUCUAAGUUUUGCUGCUGAUGUUAGGAGAGGAAAGAUGGGGGAAAACCGCAUUGUUGAUGCACACCUCUUGAGGCUCCUCUACAACCGACACUUGCAGUGGCGUUUUGUAAAUGCGAGAACCGAUGCUUCUUUAUUGUUGCAAAAACUAACAGCAGAGAAAAAUCUAUAUAAUGCAUGGGUAACUUCCACUGAACUACGCAAUUCUGUCACAGUUAAAAAGACCAAGUUACAGUUGUUGAGGCAGAAUUUGAAGCUAACUUCAAUCCUUAAAGGACAAAUAACCUAUUUGGAAGAGUGGGCUCUUCUGGACAGGGAUCACUCUAGUUCUUUAUCAGGGGCUAUCGAAGCAUUGAAGGCAAGCACUCUCCGCCUUCCGGUUGUUGGUGGUGCAAAGGCGGAUAUCCAAAAUGUUAAGGAUGCAGUUGGUUCAGCAGUUGAUGUGAUGCAGGCUAUGGCAUCCUCUAUAUGCUCUUUGCUAUCAAAGGUGGAGGAAGUAAAUUCCUUUGCUGCUGAACUUGCAAAUGUGACCGCACAAGAGCGGGCUUUGCUUGAUCAAUGCAAAGAUCUCUUGUCCACAUUAGCGGCUCUGCAGGUGAAGGAUUGUAGCCUGAGAACACAUUUAUUACAACUAAAACGUGUACCGAGAAACCUGACAACGCAAGCGUAGACUGAUCUUAUUUGACUACUUACUCAAAUGCUAACAUCACAUCAAACCCUUCUUUUUUCCCCUGUGGAGGCAGUGCCUGGGGUAAUAAGAAAGUACUGAGUGGCUGGUUGUUCGGGUAAAGAAAUGGGGUGUUCACUUGACCUCUUUGGAACACAUGGGGUCAGAGUCGGCUGUAUCAUGUAUUUUUUGUACUCACCACAUCAUAGGUAGUGGCUUUUCCUUCAAAUUAAUAUUAGCUGUAUACAAAAUACCUUCUGUUCCCUAUAGGUGAAAGGAAAGCUGAUGUAUGUGUAUGAUGCUUCCAAUUUAUUGUCUCUACUUUGUAGUUCA
Molecule: messenger RNA, 2930 nt
Organism: Macadamia integrifolia
Lineage: Eukaryota; Viridiplantae; Streptophyta; Magnoliopsida; Proteales; Proteaceae
Product: QWRF motif-containing protein 2-like
Biological process (GO): spindle assembly; centrosome cycle
Cellular component (GO): centrosome; nuclear microtubule; cytoplasm
Molecular function (GO): microtubule binding
Source: RefSeq, a predicted model, not a curated record